GCGCAGAGCUACAGCUGCGCCCGGAGUUGAGGGAAGCCGUCGCUUGGUGUUGGCCGAGCCCGUGUUCACCGUCGUCCCCUAUCGCCGUCGUCAUGUUCCAGGGCCCCGAGACCGACUCGACGAAGCCCAGCUCCAGGGGACUGAAACCUCCUGGAGGAAGCUCCAGCAAUCUCUUUGGAAGUCAAGAAGAAGUCUCUGCUUCUCUCAGGCCGCACAGAAUGGCAUCUAACAUAUUUGGAGGAGCUGAAGAAUCACAGAACUUCCCAAAGAGGACAAACCCUCCAGGUGGGAAGGACAGUGGCAUUUUUGAGGAUCAUAAGCCUAACGCUUUUCGUCAUCUUACAAAUCCGCCUGGUGGAAAAGCCAGCAAUAUCUUUGGGUCUCCACAGCCUGCCAGCACUGCUAAAGCACAUCCAAAUAAGCCCAAGGAUCAUGCUGUUAUCUUAAACGACAGAGGGGAUUCACCACGGGAACCAAGACCAAAAGCUACAGAAGACCAAAGACCACAGGUGGAAGCCGUGAGUGAAAAGAGAGAGCCACAGAAGGAAAAUGAGAAAAGAGAGCCACAGAAGGAAAAUCAGAAAAGAGAGCCGCAGAAGGAAAAUGAGAAAAGAGAGCCACAGAAGGAGACCACCAAAGAGCCUGGACCCAAGAUGGAUGAUCAUGAGCCCAGGCUGGGGCCACGGCCACGGUCACACAACAAAGUCCUCAACCCCCCUGGAGGCAAAUCCAGCAUUGCGUUCUAUUAGGGAAAGCUGCCUCUUUCUCUCUCUCUCUCUCUCUCUCUCUCUCUCUCUCUCUCUCUCUAAUGGAGUCAGCACAGAAACAUGUCCCAUGUUUUCAAGGUCAGAACUAAAGGGCUAGCCUUCUGGUGCUUGAGGAAGGAGACACUUUGUGGUUUGGCUUCUUCGGUAUGUGGCAAAACUCAGCUUGAAUGUGUCUGGUUUUUUGGUUUUAAGAUAGAGCUCAGACUCCUGAGAGAACCCUUCCAGCCCAUAUACUUCUGUUGCUUUCUUAACAUAGUUAAGGAAAACCUGCUGUGAUGGGCUGCAGCACACAUUCCUACUGAAGGCAGAAUAUUGCUUUCUUGAUGCUCAUAUUAGGUAAUACAGCCUUGUGUAGAUGUUAUCUGUGCUAGAUAGGGACAGAAGCUGGCCUAAACUCUUGACUGAAGGUCAGUCUGGACUGUGAACUAGAGCUGUCCCUUUGUCUUGUUGUAAACAUGGGAAGGGAGGGAAAAUCUCACCAAGCAAUUACAUCUUCCUAAGAAUAAUUGUAGUUGAAAGAAUUAACUUUUUGGAACAGUCUCAAAAGCCUUAACCUUGUGGUUUUCCCCACAUGGUUUCUCCUGGCUAGUUAAGGAAGAUGAGUGAUGAAGCUGAAACUUGCAGUCGUGGAUGGCACAGAAUGAUCUCUUGUAAGAACUCGGCCAAACCACUCUUGUGUAUAAUUCGACCUUGAAUCCUGUCCAAGGAGGUGGUUAAGACGCUGGUGCUCUACCCCAUCACUAGCCUCCAAACAAGCUACGCUUGUGCUUGGAUUCUAAAUUCCAUUGGGCUCUUAACUACCUCUGUUCUACAAAAAGCUUCUAGUCUUGUCCAGUUCUCUGCUGACUCUGUUAGUCUAUUCACCUUCCCUCCAUAUUGGCCUUUGUUUGCCUUUGGCCAUUUCUGCUUAUCUUCUGAGAAUGGCAUUGCCAGGUCCUUGCCAUCCACAGCCCCCGACACAACACCCUUACCUUGAACUAUGGUGAAUGCUGCUGCUGUGCUGCCUGUUUCAUUCUUGUAGUUCUUUUACCUACUCUUAUCUCCCUGCCUUCAUCAAAGCAGAAUUAGAGUCCUGCCUUUAAUAAGGGGAGGACUAGGGGGAAAUGGUGCAGGGGCUACAGCCCGGCUCAUUAGACUUCAAGGUAGAGGUGAUAUCUUUAGGCAAGGACCUGGCAGUUCUAUCUGGAUUAUCCCAUUUGGUUGUAGCUAUACAUUGUAGCUGCCUUAAGACUCUUAUUAGUCUCGCUCUCUCACCUGAUUGGGGAUGGUUCCAAGACUUUUGCAAUACAAUUCUUGUGGGGCACUGACUAUUUAGAUUUGUUUGCAAUAACUUUGUAUUGUUUCCUGUAAUUACACUAUAUGUGGAUUUAGGGGUGGAAGAGACUAAACUUCAUGUAGCUCUUAGGAUGGAUUCUUCGUGAAUAGUGUUGUAGGAUUCGUUAUUUGUCAGCAUCAAGUGCUUAGACUGCAGUGUCUUGCCUCUUAACUCCAUUAUAUGUAGGAGUUUAUGAGGCACACCAAAGACCCAGUGGCCUUCCUUGCAGAAUAGCUCCACAUACCAGCAAAAAAGCAAAACCCAAGUGUGUUGCAAACUGGUUCUGAGGAGCAAGCUCCGUGCCAGAUGUUAAAAUAGGCUUAAAUUUCUGUCCAGUUAGGUGAAUGUGGGUGCCCUUUUGAGUCUGCUGAGGGAGGGCAGGGGAAGAAUUAAUUCUUCAUUGCCAAUCACUUUUUGACAUUCAGUUUAUAACUGCCCACCCCCCACCCACAUAACUGCAGUGAAUAAGUAUAGUUGGGUGUGGACACGGAGCCUUCUGUAAUGAAUUCGUUUUAUGUGGGGGCAGUUGGCCAAAGUCUACUUCUCCGACACCAUUUGCAUUGUGUUUUUGGACUUCUUACUGUCUAAAGCACCAAGUUUGGACUAUCUGGGGCUGAAGUAUUAAAGGUGCAUUUUCACCAGUGCCUCCGUUCUGGAUAGCAGAUUUCCAGCUAAGCCUUAAAUUAUUACGGAUUUAACUACUUUUGUGCCAUUUUUUUCUUUCAAGGGGUGCUAGAGAAUACAGUUUGUACCCAGAAAAGGGUACGUUUUCUUUCUAAAGGGUUGAGAAUCGUGCUGAAUCAUGUACUGUUCAAUAAACAGCUGUAUUUUGUUAGUUCGUUAUGGUGUAGCUGAUAAAUCCAUAAGGCUCUGACGUCUCAUGGUGCCCCUGUGCGGCCUCUUUCAUCCACUGAUACUGGGCACAUGCAAUGUCCAAGUUUCCAUUAAAAUAACUGUGGUGGACCAUCUAUGUACAUGGUACUUUACUGAGUAAUUUGAAACAAAAAUGACAGGCUCCUGCCCAGAGAAGAUUGUAAUCUAAAUUCUGCUUGAAUGUAACUAUUUCUGGUCUGAUAAUACAAGUUGAAUAGUGUUUGAAAGGGGAACAAUUGUCACUUUAUUUUGGAAUCAGCAGAUCCAAAUGUCCGUGUACACAAUGGAAACCUAUAACAAGGGCCUUUUCUGCUCUACAGCGUAAGUGCAUUCUUUGAGUGGCCCCUCUCUUCCCCCCAAAUCCACCUUUCCUGUGAAGCCUUUGGUUCAACUCCCUACCUCCCAUGUCUUGCUGCGGCUGAGCCUAAGUCCAUGCAACUGAGUGGAUGGCAUAUUUCCCCCCCGCCCCUGUAAAACCUACAUCCAUUUCCCUACCCUUCCUGUUUCACCGUGUCAGAUUUUUUAUUGUAAACUUCUUGGGCCAGGGACUUGCACUCUGUAACAGGCUAUCUACUUUGGCACCACAUAAAUAAUAAAAAAAAUCCCACAAUGUC
Messenger RNA from Elgaria multicarinata webbii, 3569 nucleotides. RefSeq names its product Jupiter microtubule associated homolog 2 (gene JPT2). The record is from RefSeq and is a predicted model, not a curated record. Gene Ontology annotation, cellular component: nucleus. Bases 93 to 749 code for a protein of 218 amino acids. The transcript has 5 exons. Lineage: Eukaryota; Metazoa; Chordata; Lepidosauria; Squamata; Anguidae.